AUGGCUUGCUCGCAUGUAAAAAACAAUUCUGACGGUGCAAGUUGCUCCGAGUGUGGCUCUUGCUCACAUGAGGUUAUUUUUGGUGGUUUAUGUGCUCUUUGUGGAGCUGUCGUUGAUCAAGAUCAAGACAGUAACGCCACGAGCAAUCAUAUUGACAUGACUCAUGAUGCGAGUGGUAUCACAGUGAGCAAAAAGGAAGCUGAACGCAUUCAGAAGGAAGACGAAGCGAGACUACUCAAAGCACGCAAGCUCUCUCUCAUUGUUGAUUUGGAUCAAACCAUCUUACAUGCUGCUUGGGAACCUCAUAUUGCUGAAUGGGUCGAUAAUCACAAGGAGAAACGAGACAGUCGAGCAAAGGAUAUGAGCACAUUUACACUAGACGGCAGCAAAUACACCAUCAAAUUACGACCUGGCACAAUUCAAUUCCUUAAAGAUAUGUCAAAGCUCUACGAAAUGCAUGUGUACACAAUGGGCACUCGUGCUUAUGCUAAAGCUGUUGCCGCAGUGAUUGACCCCACGAUGGAGUUAUUCCAAGACCGUAUCCUCACUCGUGAUGAGAAUGGCAGUUUGACAAAAAAGCGCUUGGACCGAUUAUUUCCUGCGGAUCAAAGCAAAGUGGUUGUUCUGGAUGAUCGAGCUGACGUUUGGGACUAUUCGCCCAAUCUCAUUCAGAUCAAGCCCUACGAAUAUUUCGCUGGUGUAGGCGACAUCAAUGCACCACCCAACGCUCAAUCCACUAACGUGAUACCCCCAGGAAUACUCAAGGAUGAUGUAAAUACUACAGCAGAUGUAAAUAGCAUUGAACAAGGCACUGUCAGUGAAACAGAUAGAACUGUAAAUAGUAAGGAUCAAGUCAAAUCAAGCGAGUCUAGUAGCCCUGUACAUAGCGAGAGCAAUAAGGCAAAGAACCAGGACGAUUUGGAUUCGAAAUCAAGUUCAGGCUCAAGUUCUGAAGAAUCAGAUGACGAAGACGAUGCCAAGAGCAAUGCUGGAUAUAGCGAUGAAUCAACUCGAGACAACAAUAAUGCUUUAGCAGGUUCGCAUCAGCAGAAUGGAGAUCAACAGAAGGGCAAAUUACCAAGUCAACUCGAUUCGCUUAGCCAGGACUCGCCCGAUGCAAACGACAAGAGUGAUGCGGAUACCAAUAACGUCAGCACAAGCACAGAUACUUUUAAAGAUGAACCUGACAAUCAGAUUGAAUCAAAAGACAAUUCUCGGCCUGCAGAGAAACCAUCACCUCAUGUCAAAGUCCCAACUCAGGAGAAGCCUGUCAAUAAUAUACUAGCUAGUUUCAACCCUAAACAUGAAGAUGCAGACAGAAUUUUGCAAGUGAUCGACAGGGCACUGACGAACGUGCAUGAUGAAUUCUAUCGUCGAGUGGAUGAAGGGGAGUCAGAACCCCAUGUUGCCGUUAUUUUACCUGAAAUCAAACGCAAUGUAUUGAAGGAUUGUACGCUUGUAUUCUCAGGUGUCAUUCCUCUCCACUACAGACCACAAGAUGCGACAAUUUGGAAAAUGGCUACUGCAUUUGGCGCCACUUGUCUUGAAGAGUUGACAGGCAAAGUUACUCACCUCGUUGCUGCUAAUGCUGGUACAUCCAAAGUCAAUACAGCUCGUAAAUAUCCACAUAUCAAGAUUGUGUCACCGCCAUGGUUAAUGAAUUCAAUCUGGAGCUUUAAGCGAGAAAACGAAGCGCCUUAUAUCAUACCUGUUGAAGAUGUGUCCUCGGAAGUGGAGAACCCAGAGGAGGCAUCACUGGAUUUUGAUGAGGAAGAGGUAGAGCUGGAUAUGGAUUGGUCUGAUUCCGAGAUUGAUGAAGCCUUGGCUGAUGAUACAGGUACAGAAGGCAACGGCACGCCUCUUCCUGCACACUCCCUUGAGCCCUCAAAUCUCGUUGAUGAGAUAACACCAACGGCUACUGAUGAUGACGACGAGGAGGACCAAGAAAUGAAUGAAGAUGACUGGCUGGGAGACGUACUGGAUGGCAUGGAUGAUAGUGAAGCAGAAGGAGAUUAUGGAGACGUGGAGAGCGUGGCGUCAGCUUCUUCCAUGUCCUCAUCUUCAUCCAAAAAGCAAAAGAGAGGAUUAGACGAUGCCGAACUAUACGAUCAAGAUCACUUACCUUCCUCAAAACGACUCAAAUAA
Molecule: messenger RNA, 2145 nt
Organism: Mucor velutinosus
Lineage: Eukaryota; Fungi; Mucoromycota; Mucoromycetes; Mucorales; Mucoraceae
Exons: 4
Coding region: 1-2145 (714 amino acids)
Cellular component (GO): nucleus
Molecular function (GO): RNA polymerase II CTD heptapeptide repeat phosphatase activity
Source: RefSeq, a predicted model, not a curated record